Molecule: messenger RNA, 43837 nt
Organism: Lymnaea stagnalis (great pond snail)
Lineage: Eukaryota; Metazoa; Mollusca; Gastropoda; Lymnaeidae
Source: the annotation of a GenBank genome assembly
GCUGUAAUAAAUAGCCGUGCGCUUCAAACAGCGGUGGAAAGCUUUUGAGUUAGACUUGAAUGGGUUACUUAACACGUUGGUCUCAACUGGAGUUUUGAUUAAGACAGUGGUCCGAUUAUAUACGCCGACGCUGCUCUUUGGGUACCGGGCACUGGUAUCAACUGUUAAUGUGUUUUUCAUUGUGAUAGGUAAAUACAGUAAUAAGAUCAAAUUGUAAACAUGACCAUACUCAGGAUAUGAAUUUCUAGUUAGGUAAGUAUAAAAUGGUAGUAGGUACAUUAGUACAUUCAUAUAAAUUUACCAUUUAUUAAGGUACAAUUCUUUUGUUUACUUUAACUUUUGGGCCUACAUUUAAAAUCCAGCGUUUCUAAUAGGGCGGGAGGUCACUUUGUUUCUAAGAGUUAGAGAUAUUUACCUUUCAAGGUGCAGUUCCACUGGACACAUUAUAAUUUCCCGUAUGUCUCUUUUCUUCGCCAGGUAGGUUACUCAUUGUUAAAACCAUUUUUUUCCCUACCACACUGUUAAGUCACAAAUAGUUCCUUAUCUUUAAAAAAAUCCUCUAUAUUAUUAACUUCGCUUUUGUGCGGUAGGGCAACACCUUCGGACGGCUAAUUCACCCACUUCCCGUCAACGUAUCGAGCUGAAACUUGGCACGUAGACUCGUUGCUGAUGACAAAAACAUUCUAUUAUAUUUUCAGCCCCAACCCCCCCCAAAAAAAAAGUUUUCCCUGUUUUUCAAGGGGUUUAUGACAGAAAUAUGAUGACCCCGAUUUCACGAAACGAAAUUCGCGAUAAAUACCGCUAAAGGAGAUUCUUAAAAAAACAAAACAAUCACAAAUGCGAAGCCCCCGUUCGGCGUCCCAUUCUCUGUCCCUGUAUCAUACUGUAUCGCUCCACUCUUUUUCCGAUGACGGCAUAGGCUAUGGAGCACGUGUUAUGAUGCUAUACAUGUAGCUAACCACACUGUGGAGCACGUACUAUGAUACUAUACAUGUAGCUAACCAUAAGCCUUUUAACAUGCACAUUAAUUUAGACUGUUUCCAGCAGUGCUUCACUAUAAUAAACUAAGAGAAUUUAAAUAUUUACUGGGCGCCCCUGUGGCCAUGGCACCCUGUGCGUGGGCACAGCUCGCACACCCUAAAGGCCGGUGUUGGUCUAUCAAAGGGAAUUAGUAUCGUUCACUGCAGAUUUUUUGAGGUCUUUAAGUAAUAAGUACCGUAUAAAAAAAAGAAAUAAAAAAAAAAAAAGAAAGCUUACCUAAUGAAUUUUCACAAGACAAAUCAAAAUACGAAAAUUAUUUCAUGUAUUUAAUGCUAGUCAAGUAUUCGCUGUUUGUCAAAAAGUUUUUGAAAGCAUGAAUCCAAUUAUGCCAAAAGAACAUGAAAGAAAUGCCCAGUGCCUUAAACUACUUAUUAACGUUUUAAAAUAAUUUGUUAAAAAUCUCUAAUCACCUUUGCUAAAUUGCAUGAGGUUUGAACUAGAAAGCGUUCUCCAACUCGGGGUACGCGGCUAAAGCUAGUGGACUCGGGUGUGGCGUGGCUUUAAAUAGCAAGAAGAAUUCUAGGACGGUCAAUGACUUAAAGACGAACUUUAUUUGAAAAAUAAAAUGCAUAUCUAUGCGACAAAACAAUAAUUGACAAAUCUCAGACCGCUGAUACUGGCUGUGGAGGAAGCAUGUACCGGUACGGUAUGUAAAAAGGACCGGGCCAAGGUAAAAAAUGUUGAAAAGGUGAAACAUGCUUAGAAAAUUUCUCAAUGAUUGUACACAGAAUACACCACAUGUUAGUGUUAGUUCGUCCGUCGAAAUUCGAUCUUGACAAUUUUAACCUUUUGCAUUGGUGCUGAGGCUGAAUAUGUUUGUGGGUGCGCAGAUGGCUGAUCAGGCCGAUUCUGGCACGAAAUGUUCUUGAGAAGGUGCAGGGGAUGGGUGGUACUGCAUGGGUUAACUCCGGCAUUUCUGGCUUGUCUUUUCUGAAGCAGAUGCGUGGUACAGGGUUAACUCGGGCAUUUCUGGCUUGUCUUUUCUGAAGCAGAUGCGUGGUACAGGGUUAACUCGGGCAUUUCUGGCUUGUCUUUUCUGAAGCAGAUGGGUAGUACAGGGUUAACUCGGGCAUUUCUGGCUUGUCUUUUCUGAAGCAGCUGUUUAGCUUGCCCCGUGGUGCAUGAAACCUUUGUCUAGGGAGCAGUGCACUUGCUGACUGUUCCCAAAUGUCCGGGUCAAUGUGAAAUGCUUUCAAAGAUGCUUUUAGCUUGUCUUUAAAACGUUUCUUGCGUUCCACAGCGAACCGUAUGCUUGAGUUCGACAUAAAAUAUUCUUUUGGGCAAACGGUCGUCUGACCAGUCGCGUACCCCGGGCGCCACUUGAAAGGGGCGUCAAAAACGCAUUUAUAUGUACCGGGUAUUUUUUUUUCUUCCAAACUAGCGGCGUCUUAUCUGGAGGGACCACAAUCAAUUCAAUUUCUUGAAGGGGAUUAGGGGAGCGUCACGAUACAAUCGUGGAGAGAAAUUUAGUUAUGGACAUGGAACUUCAAUCAGAGGUUGAAAAGGAAAAGCAGAAGUGGCGUGAUAUCUGACAAGAACACUCUACUGCACAAAAUUCCUUGCAAUUCAAAAUCUAGCUUUGAGUAGACACAGAGAAUCACUUCAUCAAGAUGAUGACAUCCACCUGAUGGCACCCACUUGACCUGAUGGCAUCCACCUGAUGGCAUCCACUGUUCGCCAGAAUUGACUGAGACCCAUUCGUAGAGCCAAGUACUAUGCUAUGCAUGUUUGACCAGACUCCUGAUCAAGCACUCCGUGAGCAGAUGUCAAAGGUAGUGAGGUACCGAGUACGUGGACUUUGAGCGACAAGAGUGCUGUGUUAUAAAGUCCUUUCUUGGUUUUAUCCAGAUGAGCCAUAAGAAUGCUAGGGGGGCUGGUCCAAGACAUCUUGCACCAGAUAAAGAGAAAGAUGAAAUGGGGCCAGACGCGAAGUUUGUCGAUCAUAUUAUGACAACGAAACGUAAUCAAUUGUUAGAAUUACUCGCUCAAAUAGGUAGGUGUACAUUAGAGACCGACCGAAUUUCGGUGUCGGCGCCGAAAGUUGCCAUUUUAUACCUUUCGCGUAGUUUCUGUCUAAACAGAAAAGUUAACUUUCGGUUUAUUUUCAGUUUCGGUCGAAAGUCUCAAUCACGUCGGUCGGUCUCUAGUGUACAUGGAGCUAAGCGGGAACCAAUGACAAUGACGCUUUAUAUUUUGGAGCCAUUCAUAAAGACAAUUGCCGAAACGUUCACAUUUUGUUUUCUGUAUGAUCAUUAUUAAAGCUUAACCUACAUUUGACAGAAAAUAAAGGGCCAAAACGGCAUUUGACACAAAAUAAAGGGGCCAAAAAUGCAUUUGACAGAAAAUAAAGGAGCCAAAAUGGAAUUUGACAGAAAAAUAAAGAGGCAAAAAUGGUAUUUGACAUAAAAUAAAGGGCAAAACGGCAUUUGAUAGAAAAAUAAAGAGGCCAAAACGGCAUUUGAUAGAAAAAUAAAGAGGCCAAAACGGCAUUUGACAGAAAAUAAAGGGGUCAAAAUGGCACAUGACAGAAAAUAAAGAGGCCAAAAAGGCAUUUGACGGAAAAUAAAGGAGCUAACUAAAAAGGCGUUUGACAGAAUAUAAAGAGGCCAAAAAGGCAAUUGACAGAAUAUAAAGAGGCCAAAAAGGUAUUUGACAAAAUAUAAAGAGGCCAAAAAGGCAUCUGACAGAAAAUAAAGAGGUCAAAAGGAGAACACAUUUUAAUGUGUAAAACAUAACAUUUUUUUGACACAUUUUGACAGGACACAACAUGUCCUGGGGAUCCAGUGUCAAUACAGGUUUCAUUCUAAUCCUUCUGACAGAUCUCUACACUGACAUACUGGGUCAUAUUGAAAAACAUUAUUCGAGAAAUAUUUAUUUGACACGUGCUACUGUAAAAAAAAACACUGGCAAAUAAUUUAACCAUUUCAAAAUGAUAUGGUGUACAGCUAUGAAUCAAAUAUCACAACAUAAUUACAUUGAACAAUGAUGAUGAAAUUUCCACUCACUACCGAUACUAAUGCUAAUUUAUUCUUAUCUAAAGUUGUUAAUAUAGUUAUACAGGGUUAGGUAAAAAUAAAUAUAGUUCAGUAGCCAGACAAUUUUCUCAGAAGCCUAUAUCAUUUUUUUAACGAGUGUAGUUUAGAAGUGAGAAUUUAUCAAAUUCAGGCACCAGGUUAAAAACUAUUUGCACUGUUACCAAUGGCUACCCUGAAUUUGUGACCAUUGGCUACCCUGUUUUGUGACAAUUAGCUACCUGUAUUUGUGACUAUUAGCUACUCUGAAUUUGUGACCAUUGUGUACCGGGUACCUGUAUUUGUAGCCAUUGACUACCCUGUAUUUUUUUUUACUUCUGUACUUCAUAGAUGGAAAGUUUAGCUAGUUGAGAUAGGUUCAAGAAUUUAUCUAAAAAUUUAAAGAAAUGUUAAAAACUAUCACAGUAAAACAACAUGAAAAAACCCCCAAAAAAACCUUUCACAAAAUGACAUGCUAAGCAAUAAAGAUGAACUAUCAAAGACAAUCAAAAAUGGUUUAAUAAAUUGUUUUUAUAAAGUAAUGACUUGAGAGGUUUAUCUAACAUAAUAUUUCAAAUUCUUCAUGAACUUGAUGAUAAAAAACAUUGCUUUCAAUGAGCGGUCCUAUCAACAGCAACAAAAAUGCUUAAAGUCAUGACCCAUUUUCACCUAUGACCCAUACAAACUGGAUUAAAAAAGACACAGGUAAUACUAUUCUAAUUCUACUCACUUUAAAGAAUUAUCUAUACAGCCUUUUUCCAUAGUUAUAUCAGAACAUCCAAAUCUACAGUAAUAGGUAAUUCAUAUUCUUACAAAAAAAAAAAAAAAAGAUUUAGAUUGUGAUAUUAUCUAACUAUCCCAACUCAAGUCUAUACAUAUUUUGAAAGACCUAAAAGAUAAGACCAACCUGACCUCAUCUUAGCCUGCCCCAACUUGUGGUUGUAAAUACUGUCUCUUGAGAUUUUGUUCAUUUAACUCUUACACAGGUCAGGGGGUAGGGGAUGGCAAAGUGGGUGGGCGACCGCCCCGCGCGUGGCUGUAGUAUAUUUAUAAUAUACCUAAGCCUACACUAAUAGUUCCUAAUCCAGUCAACACAAUAUUCGGAAACUAAGCGAGUGAACAAAUAUCCGCUAUGAAGCGUCCCAUUUUGACCAGCAAGGCCCCAGUACGACUAUAACGUGUCUUAAUAUCCUAUCGGUGGAAUAUAUAACGUUAGCGUCCUCGCAAAUUCAAUUUCCCCAAGGCCCCGCACCCUCCUAGCGGCCCUGUCUUACAAGAAAAUAACAAAUCUCAUGCUGCCUUUAGGAUAAUGCUAAUGUUGACCUGUGACAAAAUUCACAAGAAGACACAAAUGGCAUGGUCCAAAUCUAAGAAGACACAAAUUGCAUGGUCCAAAAUCUAAGAAGACACAAAUUGCAUGGUCCAAAUCUCUAGUCCUGUCUUAUAGCUCAAAUUAUAAUUAGGAACAUCUGAAAAAAAAAUUAACAGAUGCUUUUUGAGACAAGAGAUUGCAGCUACUUAUACUUUAUUAAAAGAAAAGUUGCAGACAUCAUUUGUCUAGGUUGAUUUGGCUUAUGCUAUUUUCUCUACUACAAGUUGUCUUUUGUGUGCAGUACUGUUCAAACUAUAAGUAUGCAAUAGGGCUAGUUUCACAUUUGUAGGAUUACAAUUAAGAAUGUUGUCUUUUGUGUACAGUUAAAGCUGAACUUCUAGCAAAAGGAACAGAGCAGAUGUCACAUUUGUAAGGUUUCUCGCCGGUGUGUUGUCUUUUGUGUACAGUUAAAUCUGAACCUCUAACAAAAGCAGUAGAACAGAUGUCACAUAUGUAAGGUUUCUCGCCGGUGUGUUGUCUUUUGUGUACAGUUAAAGCUGAACUUCCUGCAAAAGAAACAGUGCAGAUGUCACAUUUAUAAGGCUUCUCACCAGUAUGUAGUAUUUUGUGUACAGCUAAAGUUGAACUACUUGCAAAAACAGCACAGCAGAUGUCACAUUUAUAUGGUUUCUCGCCAGUAUGUCGUCUUUUGUGUACAGCUAAAGCUGAACUUCUAGCAAAAGCAGCUGAGCAGAAGUCACAUUUGUAAGGUUUCUCACCAGUGUGUCGUCUUUUGUGUACAGUUAAAUCUGAACUUCGAACAAAAGCAGCCGAGCAGAAGUCACAUUUGUUAGGUUUCUCACCAGUGUGCUGUUUUUUGUGAAGAUUUAAAUCUGAACCCCUAACAAAAUUAGCAGAACAGAUGUCACAUUUGUAAGGUUUCUGGCCAGUAUGUUGACUAUUAUGUAAAGUUAAGGAUGAAUUUCUUGCAAAAGAAAUAGAGCAGAUGUCACAUUUGUAAGGUUUCUCGCCAGUAUGUAGUCUUUUGUGUACAGUUAAAUCUGAACUUCUAACAAAAGCGGUAGAACAGAUGUCACAUUUGUAAGGUUUCUCACCGGUGUGUCGUCUUUUGUGUAUAGUGAAAUUUGCUCUAUUUGUAAAGGCAGCGGAGCAAAUCUCACAUUUGUAAGGUUUCUUCUUAUCAUGGUUCCUUCUGUGUUGAGCACUAUGAGAUCUACUUGCAAGUGAAGCAGAACAAAUGUUACAUUUGUUAUUGUUUGUUUCAAUAGUUUUUUGUACUGGUAAAUGUUUAUCUUUUUUUGAACUAAUAGCACAUGAUGAUAUGACAUUUUCAACAUGGUGCUGAUUUUGCACUAGUACAUAUUCAUCAGAUGAAGUAAAGGAGAACUGUUCUUGACAAGAGGCCAAAGGUUUUUCUUUUAACUUGACUGUUAAAUUAUUGGAAACACCAUCAUUGAGCAAUGUUAAAUCAGAACAUAUUUUCAUCUUCCAAUUAUGGUAAAAGCCUGCCUCCUGUUUUAUUUCAGCAUCGGCUAAACUGUUACCAUCGGAGUCUGUCCCUGGUUUAACAUCAUUAUAAAGUUCAUUCUUCAGUAGUUUAUGAUAGUCAAUAUCUGUCUCUGGUUCUACAUCUGAAUCCUUUACAGUUACACUUCUUAUAAAUUUAACAGCCCCUUUUUCCAUAGUCAUCUGAAAAAAAGAAAAAAAAAAAGAAAGAUAAAUUACAAAGGUCAGAAAAAUUUAUUAAUAAUUUUCUGACUAUGAUUUAAAAUUAUUACAAUGUUAUUUUGUACACAUACAUUUUAAAAUUUAUUACAUUCAUCAAUUAAUGGAUUUCAUAUUCCUUUUAAAUGCAUCAAAAUUUAGAGUAAAUGUUUUCUACUGACCCUACAACAAGAGUCAUUAGGCCCAAGUAUAUGUAGGUAGAUAUGUGUGUGUGAUGAAACAAAAAAAGAUACUAUGAUAUAAGUACAGAGCGGAUAAAUUAUUUGGUUUGGGGUGUCCCAAAACAGGAUGAAAUCCUUUGUUCUAGAGUUUCAAGUAUCUAUGAUGAUUUUCAAAAAAAAUUUCAACCUGAAUUUCAGUAAUUAAAUUAAUUGGUACGGUACCAAAUGUAAAUUACAUUACCUCUUGGACAAAGUUACUUUUAAAGUGGAAAGGUUGUUUUGAUUAACAGAAAGACAAAUUUUACACUUCAAUUUCAAUAAAGUAUUGCUAUACAGUUAUAGCCUAGCAUGUAAUAAAUUUUUUCUCUCAAAGAGGAAAAUAGUGACAAACUUUUAUUGAAAUUAUAAUAAAUAUUCAUUUCAUACAGCUUUUGUCAACUGUAACAUACUUUUGAUUUAAUUCUAUACCAAUAAUAUAUUAACAAUAUGUAUUAUUGAUAAUGCAGUUUUACUAUACGGCUAGUUAUGGUUAAUUUCAUGGUAAAAUGACGCAACUUUCAGAAAUAAUUUUUGUUUUUAGUUUAAAUGUAAAAUCCCAUUUAGUGUGCUUAAUUUAAUUAAUUAUACAUGGUUUUGGGACUUACGUUGGUAGACUGAAAAAAAAUAGCAUUCAUAACGAUAUAUAUUAAUCAUAAUUGAAAAAUAAUACAUUUUGGAAUUGUAACUGGCGUAACAUAAAAGACAAUUUUUGAGUUAGCUUCUUGUUUGUUGAUAUUAAUAUAUUUUUUUCAAACUAAUUAUCUGUACAGUUUACUUUUCUAUGAAAAACUGCUAAGAUAGAACAUAAAAAAAAUAUAGACAAAAUUGUGUAACUGAUGUAACAUGACUUUGUAACAUGUUUGAUUCUUUUAUACUGCAGUAGUUUAAAAAAACUUAUAUAAAAAUAAAUAACAAGGCUUUAAAGUUUGUCCUUUAGUACGAUACAGAAGCAUAAGGUACAUUUCUUACAAGUCUUAAUGUGUUCUGUAUCAUCCGUUUGGUCUAUUCCACGUCAAUUGUAAAAUUUAGAAGAAAAAUAAAGAAUUUAUUAACUAAUUAUAGCUGCUCUUGUUUCGGCAUUCAAUUAAAACAUUUUUUUACCGAAAAAUUUAGGAUUCUUGUGAGAUUCUUAUAGGAGCCAGAAUGAUCAAUAAAUUGAUCAUGGGCCCUUAAAAUAUAGAAGGAGAAGAAGAAAUGCCCUCCAAUUUCUCAAUGGUAUUUUCAAUCAUUCUCUGGGCUUGCAAGUUGCAACAAAUCAAGUCCUUUUGUUAGAAAAUAUUUUGAAAAAUGACAUCCAGCCCUUGGAUGUUAAAUGCAGUAGACUCUGAGUAGACUCUAUUAAUUUUAGUAACUGCUAACUUUUCAAAAUUGAAGGACAAUAAAAAUAGAAAUUAGAGUUUGAGGAAAGUGGAGCAUGAGGAUUACUAGUAAGGAAGUAUUUGAUUGAUUCAAAAAGUAGAACAUACUUUUGGGUGCUACUAGUGCUAGCACCAAAAUGAAAGAGUAUGUAAUCAUUGUCAUCACCUUUCUGACUGCAGCUAUUCUUAGUAGCUUACAAGGCGAGCAGAUAUUAUGAGAUCAAAACCACUUCAUAUUGGACAGAGAGGAUAUCAACUAAAUACUUUAUAAUUGAAUUCCAAAAAUAGUAAAACUUUCCUGUCUUUUGUUCAAAGCUUUUGUUGACUAUGUUUAUAGUUAACCAAUAAUUUACUUAUUUUUUCAUAUCGUGUAAUGGCCGUUGACCCAGACCAAAAAUCUAUUGGCCCAAGGCCAUGGGGUGCUGCACGAUAAGUCGAUCCACUCCCUUUUUGCCCUAGUACAAUAAAUCAUUCAUAUUUAAUCGUAUACUUCUUCAUUAUAAUAAUAAUAUGAAAAGUUAUUUUAGCACCCAAAUGCAAGUAGCAAAUUUAAUACACAAGCUAUGAAAAAGAGAUUGUCUACAGACAGAUGUGAUAAAUAAUACAUUAAAAGUUAAGGGCCAUGCACAAAAUCUGACAUUGUUGACCCAGAAAUAAUUUAUGUGUACAAGUGAACUCCUUUUGUUUAGUUGUGAAUUGUUACAAGAGUUAACUUUUCUUUUUUGAUAUUUUACUACUCAAAUGGAAUUAUUUGAUCGAUCUCUAUAAAAAUAAUACUUCAUAGUACUGUUAAUUAUAAUAAUUCCCAAUGAGGCUAUCCCAGCUAUCUGUUAAUUAAAAUAAUAAUUCCCAAUGAGGCUAUCCCAGCUAUCUGUUAAUUAAAAUAAUAAUUUCCAAUGAGGCUAUCCCAGCUAUCUGUUAAUUAAAAUAAUAAUUUCCAAUGAGGCUAUCCCAGCUAUCUGUUAAUUAAAAUAAUAAUUUCCAAUGAGGCUAUCCCAGCUAUCUGUUAAUUAAAAUAAUAAUUUCCAAUGAGGCUAUCCCAGCUAUCUGUUAAUUAAAAUAAUAAUUUCCAAUGAGGCUAUCCCAGCUAUCUGUUAAUUAAAAUAAUAAUUUCCAAUGAGGCUAUCCCAGCUAUCUGUUAAUUAAAAUAAUAAUUUCCAAUGAGGCUAUCCCAGCUAUCUGUUAAUUAAAAUAAUAAUUUCCAAUGAGGCUAUCCCAGCUAUUAGGUCUGGUCAUUUUGAGAGAUGGAUUUUGACUGCUAUUUCAUCUUUUGAAUUUUAUUUUGAUCUUGCAAUAAAGUGUGUCAAGGUGUUUCUGUAUUAAAAUUAGACUGUAACUGUAAGUUAGGUUUUCCUUAUUUUAUUUUUAUUCUUUAUUUUUACGCUUUUCUCAGUGUGUAACUGUAGCACACAUGUUUUAGUGAUAUUAGAGGGAAGGGAGGGACUGCAGAUCAACACUUCUUGCAGCAUAUCUAGAGGGACACAAUAAAGUUGUUUCAUGCACAAUGGACAACAUCCUGUUGUUACUGUGAUAUUUAAACAGUUAUUUUUCUAUUUAUGUGAACAGUGAAGAGAGGGCCACUGAGUUUUUGGUGGCAUAUAUAUAUAGAGAGAGUGGAUGCAGUUUUCUUGUGGAAGUGUCAGACCGACUAGGAUCACUUUACAGGAGUGUAUAGAAAGAUGUAUCCUUCCAGACUCACCGAUUGCAUUGGACAGAUGGGCAGCUUAUGUCAACAAAAACCAGAUCAGACACGAAAUAUACUAUAUACGAACACUCCAACACUCUUUUGAGAUCCAUCAACAAAAUUUUGUUGAUCCAAAUGACACUGGUGUUCACUCACACACAAUGUUGAAAACAUGUCGAUACAUGGAAAAUGAUAAGAAUGAUAAGAAAGUCAAGGAAGUUUGGCUAAAGCCUCCAUUUUUUCACCUCCUAUACUAUUUGCAUGUGUCAUGUUAGCAUGUGUUUAUAUUCCGCAAACGUUUUUGUGGAGAUGAUAUUUUUUUAAAUAUUGUUUUAGUUUAAAUUUUUAUGCGAUAAUUUUUUUGUCUUGGAUUAUUUAUAGCCUAUAUUUGCUGAAAAGAAUAUGUGCAAUGUCAUAAAAACAUUUCCAUCUAUUUGUAUCAAUCAAUAAAAUAAUUUUUAUCUUAUCAAUAAACAACCGGCCAUGUAAUGUAAAAGAAAAAUAAGUACCCGGUACCUAACAUAGGGUGACCAAAUCAUGAACUGGAAAAUACGGGACACACCCAAGGAGGGUUGUUUGGAGGGGGGGGGGAUACCCUCCAGCUAAAGAGGGGUCCAGGGGGCCUCCGUCGGAAACUGUUUAUUGAAAUAUGCUCAUUUUAGUUUUUACUAAUUUGAGACCUAGAAAUCUUUUAAAAUUUACCUUCACUUUUGUAAUUUAAUUUAAACUCUGAGGCAUAUUAUAAACGAAAACAAUAAUUUUGCAGUGAAUACUUAUUUAUUUAUACAUAUUUUAUAAAAAGACAACUAACUAAAUUUCUCUAUUCUUGAAUUUAAAUUGAGGAUAUUUGGCUGUUGUCAGUUGUCUCAGUCUUUGUUAAAACCUCCUUCUUAUCUAAUGUAAAGUUGUCAAAACUAGAACAGAAAAUGUGUUUGGUUUUAGAAACGGGACAUUUAGGCUUCAUGAGAGACUCUUUCGGGACACCGGGUACCAUCGUGAUAAAACGGGGGGGGGGGUACAGGGACGUUUAUUAAACAGAAACUCGUCUCUCUCCCCCAUAGACAGCGACGAGGCCAUGACAGGCAAUUCAGGCUCAUACCAGCAAGAAGCCAGUAUAGGAACUGCUCAUUCCUGCCCAAGACAAUCCGGGACUGGAACAAUCUUUCAAAAGGAGCGGUUGAGGCCACAACACUAGACACAUUUGUGUCUAGUCUAUUGCCUCAAGCCUUCAAACCCCUAGUGCAUGAUUCCCUCACAAAGUGGCACUGGAAAUCUGUGAGAUUUCCUCAACACCAGGAACAGAAACAUUGCAAAUCCCAUCUACAUGCAUAGGAGCCAAAUUGAUCAAUAAAUUGAUCCUGGGCCCUUAAGAUAUAGAAGAAGAAACCUAACAUGAUGGGGAUAACGAGGAAUAAGGGGGUAAAGACUAAAGACAGUAAAAGUGUACUGUACCUGUACGGUGUACGGUGUAAAUUUACCUUUAUAAGGAUGACAUUACUCUCGAACACUAGUAAAUAAAAUAAAACGAUAGACCAACUUCUUUUGCGUUAUAUUUGUUAACUGACUAAGGACCUUUACCUGGUUUGUAUGUCCAGAGUGAAUACCUGAACCCCUCAUGAUCUAAUUCUGCUGCCAGAUGAUUGUUUACUGUUGCUUUUCACGGCCAUGAUGCUUGAAUUUAAAUCCAGUGCUGCCACUCAUAUUUGUCAAAAUUCCCUAAAUUUAGUCUUAGAAAAAUUAUAAUUUCCCUAAAUGGCAUUUUUACCAAAAAUUUAGUUUUCAGAUAGAUUGUGUGAAGGGAACGACAGGCCCCGGGAGUCAACAUUAUCAACUAAAUUAUAGUAUAUAGGAUAGGGUUACCAGACGUCCGUAUUUAGUUCGGACUAUUUGUAUUUUCGACCCCUUUUUUCGGAAAUAAUUUUUGCGUCCGUAUUUGUCCGUACUUUCCUCUCGUCUACGAAUAGUUUCAGUUCCACCUGACAGUGACCGACAGUCCAAAAAAUUAGCAUAAUUAUAUCCCCAAAGCUGUAAAAAAUAUCACGCAAUGUUGUAUAGGAAUUAUCGUCAUAAUGUUGCCAUUUCUUUUUUCAAAUAAACUAGCUAGAUAUCACUUCAAUAGUACUCAGUAGUAGCAGUAUUACAGUAAUAUUUCGUUCACCGUAUCAUCAAUGAUGCUACAACUACAAUUGAGAUAUCAAAAGUCAAAGAAUUUUCAACAAAAAUCAAAACAGGAGUAAGAACGCGAAUUUCGUUAAAAUUAAAAUGGUUAAAAAAAAUCAAACUUCAAUUUUUGUAACAAUAAAUUGAAUCGCUCACUCGAGAUCAGCUCUACUCUGUAAAUUGUUGUGCAGCAUUUGAAAGGGUUGUUAAGUCUAAGUGAGUAAAAUUUGACUAAUUCUAAGAUAUUUGAAAACUAUGAUGCCAGUUAGAAAUGCUAGACUUUCAAUACACUCAGGAAUUUAAACAUAAUUUAACAAAUAGCCUUUUGAUUUGCACCCGAGAAAAUGUUUGACUGCCGUACUUCAAUUAAAUCCCAGAAUCUUGCCCGUACUUUCCCUUUGCUCUACGAACAUCUGUUUACUGUAUGAAGAACGAAAUCCUCAAAUUUCCUUCACAUUCUUUUAACAAAGUCUUAAACUGUCGUUGAUUUGAUGGACUAGCUCGAAUGAUUCAUCAAUGCAAGACUGAAACUGGCAGAGGUAGCAUUUUUCACAUUUUGAAGCAACUGCUCAAAUGUGUCCCAGGCCAUACUUUCAAUUUCAACACUUCUUGCUACAGUCUGGUAGAAAGGUGACAAUUAGAUAUUUAUUUGUAUUUCUUCCGAUCCUAAAUUCAGGAAAUAAUGAAUCUACACAUUCUUGAAAUCAAAUUUAAAACUUCUCACCAUCUGAAUAUGUUUUUUUUUCCCUUAGCCAAUAACCAGGAAAUAUUAAAAGAUGAAACAGUAGCACUGACACUUUAGCUAAAGAAAUCCGACAAGGAAUAAUUCGCUGGCCAGCCAUCAUCAUCAUCAGUGGCGCUGCAGCCCAUGCAGGGUCUUGGGUAUCUCCACCACAAAACUUCCAUUUGGAUCAAUCCACGGCUUUCCGCCUCCAUGCUUGAACCUCCACUUGGUUUAAGUCCUUCCCUACAUCGUUGACCCAUCUUUGUCUUGGUCAACCGGUGAGCCGUCUGCUGAUAGAUUUCUGCCUGUAGAUCACUUUCCUGCUUUGCAAACUGCUAUCCUCUAUGUGUCCUGUCCAGGGCAGUCUGCCUUUUUAUUGUUGCGACUAUGGGUGGGUCUUUGUACAAUUGAUAUAGCUCUUGGUUUGUUCGGACUCUUCAAACAUCAUUGUCUAUCACUGGUCCAUAUAUUUUCCUGAGGAUUUUCCGCUCUCAUGUAUAGAGCAGGUUCUCUGCUUUUCUGGUACUGGUAAGUUACAAGUGGUCUUAUGAACAUGGUGACUAUCGCCUUCUUUGUUCCUCUUGAGAUGUUUUUGCUUCCUAGUAACUUUUGGUGGCCGAAAUAAGAACGGUUGCUUGCUGUUAUCCUUUCCUUUAUCUCCGAAAUUAUUUCAUUGUGCUCAUUUAUAGUCGCCAAUAGAUAUUUGAAUGUAACGACUUUCUCAAAGGUGUAGUUGUUUAUAUUGAUGUUGAUGUUGUCAUCAGUUUCCGUGAUUCGUGACAUUAUCAUAUAUUUUGUCUUCGCUUUAUUUACCCAAAGACCAGCUUUGACUGAAUUCUUUAUAUUAUAUCAUUUCUGUUUCUGCCCAGAAGCGCUUUAUCAUCCGCGGAUGCCAGGUACUACAGUGGCUGGCUAUACAAAUUUCAUGAUGGUUGUGGUCCUGUCAUGAUUCUCUGGAAGUUGUUUUUAAUGGUUCCACUGAUGCUCCCAUGUAUGUUUCUAAUGACUUGUCCUAACGAGAUGUUGAACAGAAUACAUGAUAGUGAAUCUCCUUGUCUGAGGCCCUGAUCAAUUGGGGACUCUCUCGAGUCCUCUCCCUUUCCUAUGAUUCCUCUUUCGGAGUUAGCCGUCGUCAUAUGUAUGAGCCGGUUACUCGUACUGAGGACGUAAUGGGUCUACACUCGAACGGCGUGGCAUCCACGCCCCGUAUUGCUGGCGGGAGUCCAGGGUUGUCUCCCGUAAGCCCAGCCUACUCUUGAAUUCCUUAUAGAGGAUGUCAGCGUUAGUAUAGCUACUAACUGACUGACCUCAACUGCCGUGUACUGAACGACAACCCUAUAUACUAGUUUUCACUAUGCUAGACUAGACUGAACUACACUGGACUCGACUGGCUAGAAAUUAGAAUAAAAUAAGGAAUGCAACACAUAAGUCAUAACUAAUACAUUCGAAUCACAUCAAAUCGUUAAUCAUUAAUCAUAAGCUAACUAACAUUUCUUAAUAAAAUCUUUAACAUGAAUUUCUUUUAUUUGAAUUUACAAACACAUGAAAAUUAAUAAUCACAAACCUAGCCAGUUAUGGGUGAACAAACUUCAUCACAAAAAUAUAGCAAGCCAGGCUGUGCACUAAUUUCAGGCAAAAGAGAGCAGGUAGAGUUGAGCCUUGCCUUAUAUAGUAUGGGCUGCGUGGGCACGCCUGACUAGAUACCCAUUGUUUCAGUUGGGUCACGGUCAAGGUUACUAGGUUAAUUUCGAUUCAUUGUUAGUGCUAGCCCUAAUUGCAUAAUCUCACGUGGUUAGGGACGGAGAGAGUGUGAGCCAGCGGGUCAAAAUAAAUGAGUACCAUCGGAUCUCAACACAAAGCAAUAAUCUGGAAUUUCGUGGCCAUAAAUAAGAUGAAACUUUAUUGAAAUAGUUAAGACGCAAUUUAAAUAUAUCAUAGUGCUAAGAGAGCACCUAACGAGACUAAAGAGGAAUCUAUCAUAGUGCUAAGAGAGCACCUAACGAGACUAAAGAGGAAUCUAUCAUAGUGCUAAGAGAGCACCUAACGAGACUAAAGAGGAAUCUAUCAUAGUGCUAAGAGAGCACCUAACGAGACUAAAGAGGAAUCUAUCAUAGUGCUAAGAGAGCACCUAACGAGGCUAAAGAGGAAUCUAUCAUAUUGCUAAGAGAGCGCCUAACGAGGCUAAAGAGGAAUCUAUCAUAGUGCUAAGAGAGCACCUAACGAGACUAAAGAGGAAUCUAUCAUAGUGCUAAGAGAGCACCUAACGAGACUAAAGAGGAGUGGACAUAAGCAUCCGCAUCACACCUUUCACCAGAAACCCAAAAUAAAUUUAUGAAUGUCCUUGCAAAUCAUGUGAAGGAGAUUCUUAUCAUGGAUAUAAAGGCUACGAAGUAUUUUGCAAAUGUUUUCGACAGUACACCUGAUUUAUCACACACUGAUUAGAUGUCUGAAGUGAUCAGAUAUGUGAAAAUCCACAAUGGGGAAGUUGAAGUGAGACAAGUGUUUCUUUGAUUUUGCCCUUUAAGGGGGAAAAAAGCUGACGAUCUCAGGUCUGACAUUCUUACUUGAUGGACUAGACAUAAUAACGUACAGAGCGCAAGGCUACGAUAAUGCUGUCACAAUGUGUGGAAUCCAUGGAGGUGUUCAGGUCAUUCUGAAAAGAAAUAAUGAUAAUGAUAACGCUAUUUUAAUUAAUGUGUGGGCCAUUCGCUUAACUUGUGUGGUCACCUGGGCCAUUCGCUUAACUUGUGUGGUCACCUGGGCCAUUCGCUUAACUUGUGUGGUCACCUGGGCCUUUCGCUUAACUUGUGUGGUCACCUGUUCUUUUCGCUUAACUUGUGUGGUCAUGGUCACCUGGGCCAUUCGCUUAACUUGUGUGGUCACCUGGGCCAUUCGCUUAACUUGUGUGGUCACCUGGGCCAUUCGCUUAACUUGUGUGGUCACCUGGGCCAUUCGCUUAACUUGUGUGGUCACCACCCGUUUGCCGCAAACAUUUCACUUAUGACAUUUUUUGUCAGUACUAUUGAGAGAAUAUUUUUAUUCCUUGCUGCCUCCACUCAUCGAUGGGGUGUUUUAACUGAACACAAUUGAAUGUCGGUGAAAAGACUCUCAAAAACAUGUCGGAGUGCUCAUCAUGCUGCUGUUAAAACAGUAAAAGAUAAGUUUGAUGAAUGUGUGGCGGUGAUUGAAGCUCUAUGUGAUCCUCUUGUAAAUUAGGAUUCAAUGGGUACAACACACAAUCUUUUACAUGCUGUCUGUGAUUCCACGUUUAUCUGCUACUUUUUACCUUUGUGCUGAACUAAUUGGGGAAGUUAAUCUUACACAGCAGUAUGUGCAGAUUGAAGGCUUUACUCUUGACAAAGUGGUGACCAACCUAGGGACCUCAAGUUUGUUUAUGCACGAGAAGCUCUGUCCCUUGGUGGAACAUGCUAUUGAAAAGGUACUUUUAAAAUCAGAACAAUUUGGAAUUUGGUUAGAGAGAAGAUUAAUUUUUAAGAAGAGAAUGGCUGGAAAACAACUAAAAGAUGCUGUACUCUCUCUACGAGUGGAAGAACUGUAGGGAUAUGCUUGAGUGAAUUGAAGUCUUUCAUUCUUAACUCGAGAUCAGAUCAUCAGCGAUCAAGGAAGUAGCAGAUAUGUUUGGGGCUGUUCAACCCAAGAGUCUAUUAUCAGCAAUUGAAGAAGAGUUAUUGGUGUCCGUUCUAAAAUUAAAAUAUUUUUAUGUUCAGUAAUGGGAAGAUGAACUGUUUAAAGAAAUACUAAGGCUUAGAUGACACUAAAGGCAUCGGAUAUUGCAUUUCACAAAGUCCUGGACUGGUCAGUUUUCAAUAUUUUGAAAUUCAUAUCCGAAUGAGCCCUCAUAGAAUCUCUUCUAAUUCUCUCGCCGAAGGCUUCAUGUGAGCGGAGCUUUUUAAAACUAAGGCUUAUCAAGUGUGUGACACCAUGAAUUUCCCGCACCGGGUGACACCAGCCACUGUUUUUAUUCUUUACAUUUACAUAAAAAAUUCAGUUUUUUUUAAAAUUAAGAUAAUUGUUUUUUUAAAAAAAUUGUUGUAAUGGACAAUACGGGAACCAUUUAACUGACAAUUAAUGCUAAAUGUAUUGACCAAAAUCAUAUUAAUGGAAUAUUGAUUAUGCUUGAAAAGCCCCAAGCCUAACUUGUAGCCAUUUAUGGAAUAUCGUAAAUAACUUUAAAAAAAAAAUAAUUUCAUUUAAUUGUAUGUAAAGUAACAAUGUUUAGAUUUGUGAAGAAUAGAAUUUUUUUUUUUUAAAUCUCCAAAUGUGGGAAAUAAAGUUGACGUAGUUGAUGACUUAGUUGAUGUUUAAUUUUGUACACCAUGACUUCUAUUGGGAUCAUUUUAAUUUAUUGUCCAUCGCGCUAAUGUCUUUUCAAAUAAUACAAAUCAACAAUAACUUCAACCAUUAAAAGUGGAAAAGUCUUUACUAGAAAACAUGAAAUUGAUUGACUUUAACUUAUAUAACUUUAACCCAAACUUUGUUAAUAUGCAGAAUCAGGCGAGCAUUUUUCUGCAACAAUUUCCGUCUCUUCCCAGAGGCGUAGCAACAGGGAGGUGGGGGAGGAGGGGGAUACAUUUCCCGGCCGCAAGAUUGGUGGGGGCGAAAAAAAAGGGCUUUGAUCGCAUGUUAUUGGUGAAAAAAAUGGGUUUAGACUUGAGGGGGGGGGGCGGAGGGCGUAAAAAUGAAUCUUGUCCCUGGGAGCCAAAUACUCUAGCUACGCCUCUGUCUCUAUGAUAGUGAAAAGAAAUAUUCUUAAUAUUCUAUUGUAAGGCUGGCGAACCGGUACAGGUUCACUGACCACCACUUAUGGAAACACUUAGUAGCUUAGACAGGUUCUGACACUUGACCGGGGGGGGGUGGGUUGAAAUGAAUAAAAGAAAACGCAUUAACAGAAUAAGUUUAACAAAAAUUUUUAUGAUUACAUUGUAAAUAUACAUUAAGAAAAUAAGCUAUGUGUCGGAACUUUGACUUGGCGAACCGGUACAGGUUCACUGACCACCACUUAUGGAAACACUUAGUAGCUUAGACAGGUUCUGACACUUGACCGGGGGGGGGGGGUGGGUUGAAAUGAAUAAAAGAAAACGCAUUAACAGAAUAAGUUUAACAAAAAUUUUUAUGAUUACAUUGUAAAUAUACAUUAAGAAAAUAAGCUGUGUGUCGGAACUUUGACUUUGAUCAUGGCCGGGGUGGAGGGGGGUGGAAAUAAGGAAAGGGGUUUUAGAGCGCGCUGGGCAUAUAUAAAUGUAUAAAUAUAUAUUAGUAAUUUAAAAAUUCAGUGAUGCAUUUUAGCGCAUACCGGAAUUUCGUUGUUCAUCAUUCUACAUUUUAUCUUAGAACAACAUACUAGUGGGAAUUCAGGUUACCUUAACUGAAUGUCAUUAUAUUAAGCCUUAAUUUUUAGCUGCUACCAAAAUUUAACAGUAAUAAAUAACAUUUUAAAAAAUAAAUAAUUAAUUUAUUAAUAGUUAAUUCUAAUGUUCAUUAAGAAAAAGAAGAUAUCCUUGAAAUAGCUCCACUUUUUUUAUAUAAGUAAUCUCAGUGGUAGUGGUUUGCCACCCCCCCCCCCCGCUCCCAAAACCAACUGGCUACGCUACAGGAGAGACUGCCUUCGUCUAUUUUGCUCAGCUGGGUGACUUUCGAUAGGACUCUUGUAAAAUCUGAAAACUGAAUUUAAAUUUAAAAGAGUCUAUGAUUAGCUUGUUGUUGCACCGUCACACACAAGAUUCAGUAAAUGGGAUAUUCAGAGACAAAGCUGCGACUAGGUUGUUUAAUCACAGAAAAUGGAGCGAGAAGGUUGCGUAUGCACAGACAAGGCUAGGUUGUCGUAGUGGAAUGUGGAUUCAAAGUCAAGACUAAGAGUAGGCUCUAUAUGUGCAGAAAAGACCGAGUGUAGGCUGUGUACAAAGACACUACCAGGUGUAGGUUGUGUACAGAGACAAUGCCAGGUGUAGGUUGUGUACAGAGACAAUUCCAGCUGUAUUUUGUGUACAGAGACAAUACCAGCUGUAUGUUGUGUACAGAGACAAUACUAGGUUUAGGUUGUGUACAGAGAAAAUACUAGGUGUAGGAUGUGUACAGAGCCAAUACCAGAUUUAGGUCGUGUACAGAGACAAUACCAGGAAUAUGGUAGUGUGCACACUUAAGACAUUAGCCUCACCAAGUUAGAAUAAAUCAGUUAACCCCCCCCCCACACACACACACUAAUAGUUUUCAGUAUCACCCAAUAUUAGUAUGCACAUAUCAGUGUGCUCAUCAAUGUGCUCCUACACAUUGAUUUAGGUCGUGAACCGAGACAAUACCAGGAAAAUGGUAGUGUGCACACUUCAGACAUUAGCCUCACCAAGUUAGAAUAAAUCAGUUAACCCCCCCCCCCACACACACACACUAAUAGUUUUCAGUAUCACCCAAUAUUAGUAUGCACAUAUCAGUGUGCUCAUCAAUGUGCUCCUACACAUGUGCUCAUAUAAGUGUGCUCACAUAGGAGCCAUAAUUAUCAAUACAUUGAUCGUGGGCCCUCAAUAUAUAGAAUAAGAAAAAGAUAUAGUGGUGCUUAUAUAAAGAUACCUUUAUAUCUAUCUAUCUCCGAAUACUCACAUUUGAUUCUGUUGUAUAGAUAUGUAUUGAGUACUUAGGAAUAAACGUUUCUACCCAAUAGUAUCGCUUGUUCACUCUAUAUUUCUUGUUAACUUAAUUAUAUACGGCACAUAAGUGGCUUCUUUUAUUAGAGGAGCUCCGUCUAGUGGCGUAAACCCGGGGAGGGCAUUGAUGUAAACCGCCUCUUCCUCAAGUAAAAACGAUAUAUUUGGCCGAAUAUGAGGCUCCUUAGUAUAUCGAAACAAGUGCCACCGGGGUGGAACAUGGUAACACCCCUCCAUACCCAACCAUCCUACCAGUGGCGACACCAUUAAUGUUAUAUAUGGCCUAGUACAGCGCAGGGUUAAUUUUUAAACUUCAACAUACAGCUAUUUUUGGCCACAACUACUUAGACUUGUCUCGGCCUUGAAAUUGACGCCACCGAGUGAAUGUGUUGUCACUUUCCCUGCCCACCCAUGUCCUGGCUGGGGAAGAGUCUGUUUACCUUCGAAUGCGUUCCAUUUGUUCUCAAGAACGUCAAUGGGUGACGAAAAUUCUAGAUUUUCUGUACUAGAACGUUUGGAUUUAAUUCAUAUAUAAAGCCCGCCAGAAAUCUUAGCAGACAGACUUACCAAGACUUACUGAGAGGUAGACUUACCAAGACUUACUGAGAGGUAGACUUACCAAGACUUACUGAGAGGUAGACUUACCAAGACUUACUGAGAGGUAGACUUACCAAGACUUACUGAGAGGUAGACUUACCAAGACUUACUGAGAGGUAGACUUACCAAGACUUACUGAGAGGUAGACUUACCAAGACUUACUGAGAGGUAGACUUACCAAGACUUACUGAGAGGUAGACUUAGCAAGACUUACUGAGAGGUAGACUUACCAAGACUUACUGAGAGGUAGACUUACCAAGACUUACUGAGAGGUAGACUUAGCAAGACUUACUGAGAGGUAGACUUAGCAAGACUUACUGAGAGGUAGACUUACCAAGACUUACUGAGAGGUAGACUUACCAAGACUUACUGAGAGGUAGACUUACCAAGACUUACUGAGAGGUAGACUUACCAAGACUUACUGAGAGGUAGACUUAGAAAGACUUACUGAGAGGUAGACUUAGCGAGACUUACUGAGAGGUAGACUUAGCGAGACUUAUGUAAAUUAAUAUUUCUUUUUUGAGGGUUGUACUUUUCCCCACUUGCUGUAAGUUAAUAUAACCUUUGCCUCUAUAUUCAACUUGAUAUACCCUUUGCCUCUAUAUCCAACUUGAUAUAACCUUUGCCUCUAUAUUCAACUUUGUCUUUGUAUGGAAAUUUACUUAAAUUAGUUGUUUUUUUACGUAUAGUUCGUAUAUACGAGCCACGUCUCAAAACAGAUUUAAUCUUUAUAACCAUAAUGGUACGUAACUAUUUUUAAUAUAUAUUACUUUUAUUUGCAUCAGGUGUGACAACUUCAAUACCGGGACAUCAAGAACAGACCACCAGGCGUGGUAUGGUGUCACUAACAGUUCUGUUGUAGCACAUACCAAAUGGAUUACAUCAAAGUGGAAGGCAGUAUCAUCUUGCCUGCUAAAGUCGACGGCUCACCGGAUGUGUUCCAGUGUCCUCAUUUCACCCUAGUCAAGCCCAGGUUUGAACACGUCUCAAAAUGUGGACCAUCACUUCCACUUCCAUUCUACUCUUCAGUCUCAUCCCCAUCCCACAUUUUCCACCCAAAAUUCUUACAACGUACAAUUCGCUCAUUAAUGCACAACAAAAUCAAUGCAUUAGAAGAUACAAAUGCAUAAAUGAGUGAGGUUCAGUUCCGAAUAGUUUGAUUGAAAUUUAAAUUCUUUUGUACAGGGCCGGCAUUAGCAAAUUUUGGCACCCUGGGGAGUUUUACAUUAUCGCGCCCCUAGCUUCUACAAAUGUUCAGGUUGGUAUUAGCUGUUAAUAAUUUUUAAAAAGUGCUGCUGGAGAAGACAAACUGGAAGCUGGUAUAUAGCGUCACGUGGAAGCUGGUAUAUAGCGUCACGUGGAAGCUGGUAUAUAGCGUCACGUGGAACCUGGUAUAUAGCGUCACGUGGAAGCUGGUAUAUAGCGUCAGUGGAAGCUGGUAUAUAGCGUCACGUAAAAGCUGGUAUAUUGUGUCACGUGGAAGCUGGUAUAUAGUGUAUAUAUAGUAUAUAUGCGCCGGGUGUGCGAAUACUCGGCAUUUCCGGGUAUCAGGGUCAGUACCGGCUCACCCCUCCUCCCCCAACUUAUUACAAGCCUCAAUUCUUUAUACAUCAUUUUAUCAACAACUUUGAAAUGUUUGGAAUCCCAUUCUCUCUCAUGUGAAGGGUCGCCUCCCAAGCUUUCAAUGCUAUGUUGAUGUGAGGGUUCGCCUGCCAAGCUUUCAAUGCUAUGUUGAUGUGAGGGUUCGCCUGCCAAGCUUUCUAUGCUAUGUUGAUUUGAGGGUUCGCCUGCCAAGCACAUGUUGAUUUUAGGGUUCGCCUGCCAAGCUUUCAAUGCUAUGUUGAUUUGAGGGUUCGCCUGCCAAGCUUUCAAAGCCAUGUUGAUUUGAGGGUUCGCCUGCCAAGCUUUCAAAGCCAUGUUGAUUUGAGGGUUCGCCUGCCAAGCUUUCAAAGCCAUGUUGAUUUGAGGGUUCGCCUGCCAAGCUUUCAAAGCCAUGUUGAUUUGAGGGUUCGCCUGCCAAGCUUUCAAUGCCAUGUUGAUUUGAGGGUUCGCCUGCCAAGCUUUCAAAGCCAUGUUGAUUUGAGGGUUCGCCUGCCAAGCUUUCAAAGCCAUGUUGAUUUGAGGGUUCGCCUGCCAAGCUUUCAAUGCUAUGUUGAUUUGAGGGUUCGCCUGCCAAGCUUUCAAAGCCAUGUUGAUUUGAGGGUUCGCCUGCCAAGCUUUCAAUGCCAUGUUGAUUUGAGGGUUCGCGUGCCAAGCUUUCAAAGCCAUGUUGAUUUGAAGGUUCGCCUGCCAAGCUUUCAAUGCUAUGUUGAUUUGAGGGUUCGCCUGCCAAGCUUUCAAAGCUAUGUUGACCCGCCCCUGAGCCGUCAUCAACAGUUGUUAAUUUGUAAUGUUGGUUUUCAAUUUGGUGGAAAAUUAUAUUUGUUUGUUGGCAGUUCAUGACUGGCGUUCUGAUAACUUCAAAAAGAUAAAGUUUAUCUGUUAGGCGUAACGCCACAUUCCUAAUAUCAGUUUCAUCCAGAGUUAUCCCACGUGUUUAUUAGAUGAUUGUCACACUUUGGAAUAACUGUCAAACAUUCGUAAUCCAGAGUUAUCCAACUUGUUUAUUACUCGGGAUUUAUGCUUAAAUUUUUGAUGUAUCUGUUCCAGUAUUAAACAUAAACUCGUCCCUCUCCCCCAUAGACAGCGACGAGGCCAUGACAGGCAAUUCAGGCGCAUACCGGCAAGAAGCCAGUAUAGGAGAUGCUCAUUCCUGCCCAAGACAAUCAGGGACGGGAACAAUCUUUCAAAAGGAACGGUUGAAGCGACACCACUAGACACAUUUGUGUCUAUUGCCUCAAGCAUCAAACCCCUAGUGCAUGAUUCCCUCACAAAGUGGCACUGGAAAUCAAUGAAAUUUCCUCAACACCAGGAACAGAAACAUUGCAAAUCCCAUUUACAUGCAUAGGAGCCAAAAUGAUAAAAUUGAUCGUGGGCCCUUAAGAUUUAGGAGAAGAUAUUGUCCUUUUUAUUCGGCUUUUUCUUGUUAUAGUUACCGCGCUCUCAGAAUAAAUGAAAAGCUGUAGUUCUCAACACCUCAUUUCCUUGGAUUUGUGAACUAAAUUUAAAACUGUAUUCCCGCCAAGCAUUCACCCGCUCGGCCCAAGGCUACAUCAGCGAAUAAGCUACUCGGCACACGGCUACAACAGCGAAUAAGCUACUCGACACACGGCUGCUUCAGCGAAUAAGCUACUCAGCAAACGGCUACAACAGCGAAUAAGCUACUCAGCACACGGCUACAUCAGCGAAUCAUCUACUCGGCACACGACUGCAUAAGCGAAUAAGCUACUCAGCACACGACUACAUCAGCGAAUAAGCUACUCUGCACAUGGCUACAUCAGCAAAUAAGCUUCUCGGCACAUGGCCAUAUCAGCGAAUAGGCUACUCGGCACAUGGCCAUAUCAGCGAAUAAGCUACUCGGCAAACAGCAACAUCAGCGAAUAAGCUACUGGGUACACGGCUACAUCAGCUAAUAAGCUACUCGGUACACGGCUACAUCAGCGAAUAAGCUACUCGGUACACGGCUACAUCAGUGAAUAAGCUACUCGGUACACGGCUACAACAGCUAAUAAGUUACUCGGUACACGGCUACAUCAGCGAAUAAGCUACUCGGUACACGGCUACAUCAGCUAAUAAGCUACUCGGUACACGGCUACAUCAGCGAAUAAGCUACUCGGUACACGGCUACAUCAGCUAAUAAGCUACUCGGUACACCCCUACAACCGCGAAUAAGCUACUCGGUACACGCCAACAUCACCACAUAAGCUACUCCGUACACGGCUACAUCAGCGAAUCAGCUACUCGGCACACGGCUACAUCAGCGAAUAAGCUACUCGGUACACGGCUACAUCAGUGAAUAAGCUACUCGGUACACGGCUACAACAGCUAAUAAGCUACUCGGUACACGGCUACAUCAGCGAAUAAGCUACUCGGUACACGGCUACAUCAGCUAAUAAGCUACUCGGUACACGGCUACAUCAGCGAAUAAGCUACUCGGCACAUGGCCACAUCAGCUAAUAAGCUACUCGGUACACGCCUACAUCAGCGAAUAAGCUACUCGGUACACGGCUACAUCAGCGAAUAAGCUACUCGGUACACGGCUACAUCAGCGAAUAAGCUACUCGGUACCCGCCUACAUCAGCGAAUUCUACUCUGCACAUGGCUACAUCAGCAAAUACGCUUCUCGGCACAUGGCCAUAUCAGCGAAUAGGCUACUCGGCACAUGGCCAUAUCAGCGAAUAAACUACUCGGCAAACAGCAACAUCAGCGAAUAAGCUACUCGGUACACGGCUACAUCAGCUAAUAAGCUACUCGGUACACAACUACAUCAGCUAAUAAGCUACUCGGUACACGGCUACAACAGCGAAUAAGCUACUCGGUACACGGCUACAACAGCGAAUAAGCUACUCGGUACACUACAAAAGCGAAUAAGCUACUCGGUACACGGCUAUAACAGCGAAUAAGUUACUCGUUACACGGCUACAACAGCGAAUAAGCUACUCGGUACACGGCUACAUCAGCUAAUAAGCUACUUGGUACACGGGUACAAUAGCUAAUAAGCUACUCGGUACACGGCUACAUCAGCUAAUAAGCUACUCGGUACACGGCUACAUCAGCUAAUAAGCUACUCGGUACACGACUACAUCAGCUAAUAAGCUACACGGUACACGGCUACAUCAGCUAAUAAGCUACUCGGUACACGGCUACAUCAGCGAAUAAGCUACUCGUUAUACGGCUACAUCAGCUAAUAAGCUACUCAGUACACGGCUACAUCAGCUAAUAAGCUACUCGGUACACGGCUACAUCAGCUAAUAAGCUACUCGGUACACGGCUACAUCAGCUAAUAAGCUACUCGGUACACGGCUACAUCAGCUAAUAAGCUACUCGGUACACGGCUACAUCAGCUAAUAAGCUACUCGGUAAACGGCUACAUCAGCUAAUAAGCUACUCGGUACACGGGUACAUCAGCUAAUAAGCUACUCGGUACACGGCUACGUCAGCUAAUAAGCUACUCGGUACACGGCUACAUCAGCGAAUAAGCUACUCGGCACAUGGCCACAUCAGCUAAUAAGCUACUCGGUACACGGCUACAUCAGCGAAUAAGCUACUCGGUACACGGCUACAUCAGCUAAUAAGCUACUCGGUACACAACUACAUCAGCUAAUAAGCUACUCGGUACACGGCUACAACCGCGAAUAAGCUACUCGGUACAUGGCUACAACAGCAAAUAAGCUACUCGGUACACUACAUCAGCGAAUAAGCUACUCGGUACACGGCUAUAACAGCGAAUAAGUUACUCGUUACACGGCUACAACAGCGAAUAAGCUACUCGGUACACGGCUACAUCAGCUAAUAAGCUACUCGGUACACGGCUACAUCAGCUAAUAAGCUACUUGGUACACGGCUACAUCAGCUAAUAAGCUACUCGGUACACGGCUAAAUCAGCGAAUAAGCUACUCGUUACACGGCUACAACAGCGAAUAAGCUACUCGGUACACGGCUAUAUCAGCUAAUAAGUUACUCGGUACACGACUACAUCAGCUAAUAAGCUACUCGGUACACGGCUACAUCAGCUAAUAAGCUACUCGGUACACGGCUACAUCAGCUAAUAAGCAACUCGGUACACGGCUACAUCAGCGAAUAAGCUACUCGGUACACGGCUACAACGGCGAAUAAGCUACUCGGUACACGGCUACAACAGCGAAUAAGCUACUCGGUACACGGCUACAACAGCGAAUAAGCUACUCGGUACACGGCUACAACAGCUAAUAAGCUACUCGGUACACGGCUACAUCAGCGAAUAAGCUACUCGGUACACGGCUACAACAGCUAAUACGCUACUCGGUACACGGCUACAUCAGCGAAUAAGCUACUCGGUACACGGCUACAACAGCUAAUACUCUACUCGGUAUACGGCUACAUCAGCGAAAAAGCUACUCGGCACAUGGCCACAUCAGCUAAUAAGCUACUCGGUACAAGGCUAAAUCAGCUAAUAAGCUACUCUGUACACGGCUAUAACAGCGAAUAAGCUACUCGGUACACGGCUACAUCAGCUAAUAAGCUACUCGGUACACGGCUACAACAGCGAAUAAGCUACUCGGUACACGGCUCCAUCAGUUAAUAAGCUACUCGGUACACGGCUACAUCAGCUAAUAAGCUACUCGGUACACGGCUACAUCAGCUAAUAAGCUACUCGGCACACGGCUACAUCAGCGAAUAAGCUACUCGGUACAUGGCUACACAGCUAAUAAGUUACUCGGUACACGACUACAUCAGCUAAUAAGCUACUCGGUACACGGCUACAUCAGCUAAUAAGCUACUCGGUAAACGGCUACAUCAGCUAAUAAGCAACUCGGUACACGGCUACAUCAGCGAAUAAGCUACUCGGUACACGGCUACAACGGCGAAUAAGCUACUCGGUACACGGCUACAACAGCGAAUAAACUACUCGGUACACGGCUACAACAGCGAAUAAGCUACACGGUACACGGCUACAACAGCUAAUAAGCUACUUCGCACACGGCUGCUUCAGCGAAUAAGCUACUCAGCACACGGCUACAACAGCGAAUAAGCUACUCAGCACACGGCUACAUCAGCGAAUCAUCUACUCGGCACACGACUGCAUCAGCGAAUAAGCUACUCAGCACACGACUACAUCAGCGAAUAAGCUACUCUGCACAUGGCUACAUCAGCAAAUACGCUUCUCGGCACAUGGCCAUAUCAGCGAAUAGGCUACUCGGCACAUGGCCAUAUCAGCGAAUAAACUACUCGGCAAACAGCAACAUCAGCGAAUAAUCUACUCGGUACACGGCUACAUGAGCGAAUAAGCUACUCUGUACACGGCUACAUCAGCGAAUAAGCUACUCGGUACACGGCUACAUCAGCGAAUAAGCUACUCUGUACACGGCUACAUCAGCGAAUAAGCUACUCGGCACACUGCAAUAUCAGCGAAUGAGCUACUCGCAGCAAAUAUUUAAAUUAUUGUCACGUUAUCAGUGGCUAAAAAAAGCCUAUGGAUAAAUUUAAUUAUGUCGUCUAAUGUUGCAAUUACAAAUAAUUGUAAUCAACGUUAUGUGUGAUGCUCCAUUGAGUUAUUUCAAUUAAUUACAUUUGUAAUACGCCAAUUUCAGUUUCAUAAACACUCCAAGCUGCACGUGCAUAGAAAACAAACACAUACCGCCAGCCACAACAGCAGUCUUUCCAUUAGAUUGAAAUAAUUUAAAUACCGUAAAUAACCACACGAAAACCACACGUGACAUCUACACAUGACAUCCACACAUGACAUCCACACAUGACAUAUACACAUGACAUUCAGACAUGGCAUCUACAAAUGACAGCAACACAUGACAUCCACACAUGACAUCCACACAUGACAUCCACACAUGACAUCCACACAUGACAUCUACACAUGACACCCACACAUGGCAUCCACACAUGACAUCCUUAUUAUCAAAACAACAACACAAUAACGCAGCCUUGAAUAAGAAUAAUAUACGAUUUAAAAACAACACCAGUCCACCAUACGUGUCCACCAGUCCACCAUACGUGUUUACCAGUCAACCAUAAGUGUCCACCAGUCCACCAUACGUGUUUACCAGUCAACCAUAAGUAUCCACCAGUCCACCAUACGUGUUUACCAGUCAACCAUAAGUGUCCACCAGUCCACCAUACGUGUUUACCAGUCAACCAUAAGUAUCCACCAGUCCACCAUACGUGUUUACCAGUCAACCAUAAGUGUCCACCAGUCCACCAUACGUGUUUACCAGUCAACCAUAAGUAUCCACCAGUCCACCAGAAGUGUUUACCAGUCCACCAUAAGUGUCCACCAGUCAACCAUAAGUGUCCACCAGUCCACCAUAAGUGUCCACCAGUCAACCAUAAGUGUCCACCAGUCCACCAUAAGUGUUUACCAGUCAACCAUAAGUGUCCACCAGUCAACCAUAAGUGUUUACCAGUCAACCAUAAGUAUCCACCAGUCCACCAUUAGUGUCCACCAGUCCACCAUAAGUGUUUACCAGUCAACCAUAAGUAUCCACCAGUCCACCAUAAGUGUUUACCAGUCAACCAUAAGUAUCCACCAGUCCACCAUUAAUGUCCACCAGUCCACCAUAAGUAUCCACCAGUCCACCAUAAAUGUUUACCAGUCAACCAUAAGUAUCCACCAGUCCACCAUAAGUGUUUACCAGUCAACCAUAAGUAUCCAUCAGUCCACCAGAAGUGUUUACCAGUCAACCAUAAGUAUCCAUCAGUCCACCAGAAGUGUUUACCAGUCAACCAUUAGUGUCCAUCAUUUCACCGUAAGAGUCCAUCAUUUCACCGUAAGUGUCCGUCAGACCACCGUAAGUGUCCAUCAGUCCAUAAUUCAUGUUCGAUUUCUUUGGGUCACAUAAGUGGCCCAUGUGAAACUUGUGCCAGUAACCCGUUAAGCUAGAUGUUGUGUUGCUCACUCUACAGCUGGGUGCCCGAUGGACAGUCCAGUUACUGUGAGUUGUGUUCCAUCAAAUUCACUCAGCUCAAGCGACGUCAUCACUGUCGUAUGUGUGGAGCUGUCAGGUGUUCCAAAUGUUGUGGUAAUAAGGUCAGAAAACAAUGUUGGGCACAGAUUUAUAUUGCGUCACUACAAAGCAACACAAACUACAAUUAUUUUUACGCUAAGACUUGAUGUGAGAGUGUUUUAUUUUUUGUUGGUGUUACUUCAUCCUAAAAAUCUAGCAACACAUCACAGAAAUUUAGCAACACAUCACAUAAAUCUAGCAACACAUCACAUAAAUCUAGCACAAAUCCACAUAAAUCUAGCAACACAUCACAGAAAUCUAGCACAAAUCCACAUAAAUCUAGCAACACAUCACAGAAAUCUAGCAACACAUCACAUAAAUCUAGCAACACAUCACAUAAAUCUAGCAACACAUCACAUACAUCUAGCAACACAUCACAUAAAUCUAGCAACACAUCACAUAAAUCUAGCAACACAUCACAGAAAUCUAGCACAAAUCCACAUAAAUCUAGCAACACAUCACAUAAAUCUAGCAACACAUCACAUAAAUCUAGCAACACAUCACAGAAAUUUAGCAACACAUCACAUAAAUCUAGCAACACAUCACAGAAAUCUAGCACAAAUCCACAUAAAUCUAGCAAGACAUCCCAGAAACCUAGCAACAGAUCUAAGAAAUCUAGCGACACUUUACAGAAAUCUAUCAACACAUCACAUAAAUCUAGCAACACAUCACAGAAAUCUAGCAGCACAUCUCAUAAAUCUAGCAACACAUCACAUACAUCUAGCAACACAUCCACAUAAAUCUAGCAAGACAUCUCAGAAACCUAGCAACGGAUCUAAGAAAUCUAGCGACACAUUACAGAAAUCUAUCAACACAUCACAGAAAUCUAGCAACAUAUCACAUAAAUCUAGCAACACAUCUCAGAAAUCUAGCAAAAGAUGUAAGAAAUCUAGCAACACAUCACAGAAAUCUAGCAACAGAUGUAAGAAAUCUAGCAACACAUCACAGAAAUCUAGCAACAUAUCACAUAAAUCUAGCAACACAUCACAUAAAUCUAGCUACAUUUCAGAAACCUAGCAACAGAUCUAAGAAAUCUAGCGACACAUUACAGAAAUCUAUCAAACAUCACAGAAAUCUAUCAACAUAUCACAUAAAUCUAGCAACACAUCUCAGAAAUCUAGCAACAGAUGUAAGAAAUCUAGCAACACAUUUCAGAAAUGUAGCAACACAUCUCAGAAAUUCAUCUUUCAGAUACCAUAAAACCUUCAUAUAAGCAGACAUUAAAUAAUUCUUAGUAUUUUAUUUCCUCUCCUUUAAGGUAUGAUAUAUAUAUAUAUAUAAAUGUAAUUUUAAUUGAUACUUAUGUGAAUGUUUUUUUUUGUUGUUGUUGCACCCAUGAAGGCAUUUUCCAAAACGUUUCCAUUGUAUUCCAUGUAACUAUGAUUAAAACUUAACCUAAACCGUUCUAUUUACACACAUUUUAUGCGUCUCAAUAAUCUACUUGAAAGCUUUAUUGCAGUCAAACACUUUUAAUUAGUUCAUUAUCCUUCAGUUUCUAUUAAAAAAUAUAUUACCGUGUUUUAAAUUGCUCUCUCAAUUAUUUCUGUUAUUGUUGAUCUAAUUACUUCAUUGCAUCCCCAUUUCUCUUAUUACUUUUUAAACGUAUAUUCUUAUUGUUUCUCUCCCCCUUCCCCCUCUAAGAUUCCUUUACCUCAGCUUGGCAUCGAGGAGGCUGAGAGGGUGUGUGAGUCGUGCAGGACCGUCGCUGAGUUGAUCGCAAAGUCAAGGUCCACAGUUGAUGUAAGGAUGUCUAGCUUUCUUUAGUACACAUUUUGAAGUCCUUUUAAAAAAAAAAUUAACUUCGCUUUUGUUUCAGUGUUUCUUUCUUUCUUUGUGGCACAAUCUUCGUAAAGCUAAUUGACCCACUUCCCGCCAUCCUAUCAAGUUGAAACUUGGCACACAGACUCGUUGCCGAUAGAAAGAUGUUCCUAAUUUUUUAUUUUAAACACGAGAAUUCUUCUUUUGAACAUAUCUUAGGUAUAUUAGGUCUUACAUGCAGUAAGUUUGAUAACAACCAUUCACAUGAAAAAAUACGUCCUAAAAGAUCAACCACGUACAGUGACAUGAAAGAACAGAACAAUGCAAAUAAAGGAUGUUGGCCAAAAACUUUGAAGUUAGGCGUUAUUUCUUUAGCAUUCAAUUAAUUAGGUUCUACAAUUAAUUAGGUUCUACAAUUCAAUAGGUUCUUUAAUUAAUUAUGUUCUACAAUUAAUUAGGUUCUUUAAUUAAUUAGGUUCUACAAUUAAUUAAGUUCUACAAUUAAUAAGGUUCUAUAAUAUGAAUUAGGCUCUACAAUUAAUUAGGUUCUUUAAUUAAUUAGGUUCUACAAUUAAUUAAGUUCUACAAUUAAUAAUGUUCUAUAAUAUGAAUUUGGCUCUACAAUUAAUUAGGUUCUUUAAUUAAUUAGGCUCUACAAUUAAUAAGGUUCUUUAAUUAAUUGACGAGUACAAUUAAUUAGGUUCUAUACAAUUAAUUGAGUUCUACAAUUAAUUGAGUUCUACAAUUAAUUGAGUUCUACAAUGAAUUGAGUUCUACAAUUAAUUGAGUUCUACAAUUAAUUAAGUUCUACAAUUAAUUGAGUUCUACAAUUAAUUAUAUAUAUACUAUGAAUUAGGUUCUACAAUUAAUUAGGUUCUACAAUUAACUAGGUUCUACAAUUAAUUAGUUUCUACAAUUAAUUAGGUUCUACAAUUAAUUAGGUUCUCUAUUUAAUCGCAGCAAGUAAUUUGACAAAAACAAAACAACGUGCUAAUUAAUGAAAGUCAAUUUUAAAAAAUUGUUCUCCAUCCUUUUAAGAACAUACAGAUGAUCUGCCCCACUCACCCCAUAGGUCAAGGCUAGCACAUGCCCAUAGGUCAGGAUCUUCCGGGAAUGUAAACAAGUGAAACAAUGUUAUCAAUUUGAUGACCCGGUACUGUCAAUGAGCCACCGAGAGUGAGCUAUUCAAAGUGACCCGUUCAAAGUGUCCAGUCCAAAGUGCAUGCUUAUUAGAUUACCUUUGACUUAGAGUACAUAUAAAUAUGACAUCCUUCCGUCUUCGCGAGACGAUGCAGUUGCUAUGGACACUUCAUCAAAUGGCUUACUAGGCCGAUCCUCGAAUGGCAACCUUGGCUGCAUUUCUCGCAGGAGAACCUUGAUUCCUGGUUAAAUUUGGCCUUCCGUAUGUCUCCUUUUGUUGCAAGGGUAUCGUUCCGCGCAUCUUCUGCCUUUUUUAAUUCCUUCACACACUGGAACGUUGCUCAGUGAUGAUGGCCCAUUCGUUGAUUUUUAUGUUGGUUUUCUUCUUGCUUCUUUUGCAAACGUCCUUAAAUUGCAGCCGUGGCCGUCCAAUAAGACUUCACACUUCUGCCAAUUCUCCAUAUAUCAGAUCCUUUAGAAUGCGGCCUUCCUCCAUUCUCCUCACAUGGCCUAAUGAGCGAAGGCGCCUUUUGCUCAGAGCUGAGAAUAUGCUACACAUUUAUGCACGCCCCAAAACCUCGUUAAGUACAUAGUUUACUUUAAAAAGAGUCGAAUAAUUUCUUGCUUUAUUUUCCUAUCUCCCCAGAACUUUCUCAUUGAUGCUGCCAAAGGACUUUCCUCAUUCGCCAGACACGAAAAACACAUCAAGAAAGUGAGCAAGCGUUUGCAUGGUUUAAACUGAUCAAAAUUUUCCCCAUUAGUUACAGGUGUAUUAUGAAGGUGUUAUUUUCAAUUAUGUGCCAUCGUGGGUCAACACUCAAGGAAGUAAAAACUAAAACAAGCAAACGGACAGCGGUCAUCGGCUGUCAUCACUGGCCACCAGCGGCCACCGGCGGUCAUGCUGUUUCAUUAAGAUUUCACUAAAAGCAAAACAGUUUAAAAAAUGUCUCAAUUAAAAAAAAUAUAUAUAUAAAUGAAAACUAUAAUUCGAUGGAAAUUUUGAAAAAAUAUAAAAUCUUUUAAUUCAGUGUUAAAGAAUAAAAAUUGACAUAUUUAUAGUUGUAUAAAAUAUAUUAAAUUAUUGACACAUUUUAUCAUUUGGUAUUCCAUACUCUCUACCCACUGAUGCAUGCAGUUAGUUGAACUGGGCGGGAUGCAAGCGCUGAUAGCUUUAGCUUCUACAGAUGCAGUCACUGUAUUGGUAAGUUCUCUCCCCCUUUUCCUUGAUACUUUUCCCGAUAAGAAAUGGAAUCACUCACUUCAGCACUUGGAUGAAAUCAUUUACCCGUCGCAUUUUUUGGAAGCCAUUUCUCUCUCAUUUCAUUGAUCUUAAAAUAUGUUACUAAUAACUUUCUAAUACAUAUCAUGUUACUGAUAACUUUCUUACAAAUAUCGAGUUACGUUUCUGACAGCACAUAUGUCUCAACACAACAUGAGUUCACAACGGUCACUCUAACCUCUCCUUCUCAACACUUUGAACACUACGUGAGGUACUACGCUACCAGAACACUGAGCAACACGCUUCUCGUGUUCACACACCAUAUAUGCCUCAUCCCAUGUUAAUAUCCUUCAUCUUUCACCAAUCCCACGCGGACAUAAGAAUGCAACUACAAAUAAACGACAAAAAUAAAGUUGACCAUAGAUACAGUGAUUCUCAUACUUUAUCAUGAACCCAUUUCUCUCUUAUUUGGUUUAACCCAGUUCUCUCGCAUCAGGUGUAACCCACAUCUCUCUUACUUGUUACUCUCUGACGCAGAGUCCUGUGAUUUCCGGCCUUCAAGCGUUGUCCAAUCACACAGCACUUCAUAAUCACCUGGCCGAGGCUGGGGCCAUCAAAGCCAUCUGCAAGUAAGAUUUUAUCAAAACAUAUUUCACGUCCAGUCCUUGUUUUAAUUUUAACUGAGAUAAAUACAUGGUAUCUAUAGUUACCCGAUGCAAAAAUGAAAAAAAAAAAGGAGGACAUUUCAUAUUAAAAAAGGACUGGAAAGGAGGACAUUUUUAUUUAGAAAAUAUGACAUUUCAAAAUAAAAACAAAUUAAAUUAUAAACGAUUCUGAAAUAAACCAAUAAAAGUUAACACCAUUAAGAUCAUUGUAUAGUAUACCUUUGAUACUAAUGAGGUAUUGAACCAUAAAACUUAGAGGUAAUGAUUUUUUAUAACAUUCUAAAGAGGUAGCUAUACAAAUUCUAGAAUGCCAUAUACUUGAAAUUGUAUUAUGUUUGUAUCAGUGCCUUCACUGACUCCACUUGCGUUUGUAUCAUUGCCUUCACUGACUCCACUUGUGUUUGUAUCAUUGCCAUCACUGCGUCUACAUCUGAUCUACUCCGCUCAUCGGUCCACUGAAUCUUUAUUUGUGAAAAAAACAAACAAAUCCUCUUUGCGUUUUCAGCAGGAAUGCAAAAUUAAAAUGUAAAAACUGUCAGUCAUUAUGUAUAAACAAAAAAAAAUUACGAGAAAAGAUUUGAAAAGAACCGCCCAUAGUCCAUGCCACAGAACAUCUCCGAAGAGCUUAAUCCAUUAGUCUUCAGAUUAGAGGAUAGACAUCCUGUUGCAAUAUUGUCCUACAGUUUGACGUCAUCAAUGAUAACCCAUCUUUUUACCAGAAUCCAAUCUUCGUAUUUGUUCUUAUUGUGUUAUUUUCAGUGAAGUAAUUUUCGUGAACUACAUGAAUUGUUUUUAAUACUUGUGUGUUAGUGAGCUAUUGGGUACAGCGGUGAAGGAAUAGCGUACAUAGAGUUAGUGGGUACAGCGGUGAAGAAAUAGCGUACAUAGAGUUAUUGGGUACAGCGGUGAAGAAAUAGCGUACAUAGAGUUAUUGGGUACAGCGGUGAAGACAUAGCGUACAUAGAGUUAUUGGGUACAGCGGUGAAGAAAUAGCGUACAUAGAGUUAUUGGAUACAACGGGGAAGGGACAGGGUACAUCGAUUUAUUGAACACAUUGCUAAAGAAAUAACACACCGGUCCAUGUCGUGAAGUUGAAACAAUACUUUUUAUUUUCAUACAGUACACGCAUUUAAAACAAGAAAACAUUUUUAAGGUUGAUGUAGGACAAUUUUUAAUUAAAGAAUCAGCCGCGUCCUUGUUUUGUCAGCCUUAGGUAACCCUUAGUGUAAUGCAACAUGCAUGUUUUCGUCUUCUUCUUCUAUAUCUUAAGGGCCACGAUCAAUUUAUUGAUCAUUUUGGCUCCUAUGCAUGUAGAUGGGAUUUGUAAUGUUUCUGUGCCUGGUGUUGAUGAGGACAUUUCACUGAUUUCCAGUGCCACUUUGUGAGGGAAUCAUGCACUAGGGGUUUGAUGGCGUGAGGCAAUAGACACACAUGAGUCUAGUGUUGUAAGCUUUAGUAAAACGGGUAAAAAAAUACAAUUGAGUUGUACACUGGUCUAAAUAGCAAUGUACUCUACUCUAGAAUACUGAGCAAUGUUGGAGAUCACAAUGAGCAGAUAGCCGUCGACGGUAUCAAUGCACUCAGGGUCUUCUGCAAAUCGGCCAAUUUCAAAACAAAAGGUACUUUGAAUUAUCCCACGUCAAAAUAAGACAAAUAAUUUCAGCUUAUUCUUUCUUAGUCUCCGAAUGAAUUUAAUUUGUUUUUAUAAAUUAAAAAUGAACAACAACAAAUUAUUAAAAACGGUUCAACGGUUGUUAUUUUAAAUUUCAGCACUGAAUGAUGGGGGGCUACAACCCGUGUUGUCUCUGUGCUGGUCCAAGAACGACGUUAUCGCCCUUUUGUCUAUCAGCACGCUGGGCCUGAUCGCCGAACACUUGGGUACUCACCCGGCGAUAUUCGACAGCAAGCACAGCACAGUACCACGGCUGUUGGACUUGGCAUUGUCCCCGGAUGAAAAGGUUGGGGAUUUUGUCAUCUCUUUACUGGUAUGGGGGGGGGGUUGGGGAGGGGGGCGAAUUCGGGAAUCCAGAAAAGGGAGGGACGAGGUUGGUACCACAGUCGUUCACACUUGGAUCACUAUUCACUUUGUUUGGCGCCUGGGGAUUUUGUCAUCUCUUUACUGGUAUGGGGGGGGGGGGUUGGGGAGGGGGGCGAAUUCGGGAAUCCAGAAAAGGGAGGGACGAGGUUGGUACCACAGUCGUUCACACUUGGAUCACUAUUCACUUUGUUUGGCGCCACAGUCGUUCACACUUGGAUCACCGUGUUGUUUUAUCUUAAAAUGUCAAUAACAAUACAAUAAUGGUUAUGUCAUGUCAGAGUUAUAGCGCUGUCCUGGUAGGCUCUUAAAAUACCUUAGAAACAAAACUCAUGAAACGGUCAACAUCUAAGGCUACAAGCUAUGCCCGGUUGUGUGAGAUGGUCAGUCAUGUGAGGUGUUGAGAUAUGUCAGGUGGUUAGUUGUGUGAGGUGUUGAGAUAUGUGAGGUGCUCAGUUGUGUGAGGUGUUGAAAUAUGUGAGGUGUGAGAUAUGUGAGGUGGUCAGCUAUGUGAGGUGCUCAGUCAUGUGAGGUGUUGAGAUAUGUGUGGUGGUGAGAUAUGUGAGGCAUUCAGCUAUGUGAGGUGCUCAGUCAUGUGAGGUGUUGAGAUAUGUGAGGUGGUGAGAUAUGUGAGGUGUUGAAAUAUGUGAGGUGGUGAGAUAUGUGGGGUGGUCAGCAAUGUGAGGUGGUCAGUUGUGUGAGGUGUUGAAAUAUGUGAGGUGGUCAGUUUGUGUGAGGUGGUGAGAUAUGUGAGGUGGUCAGCAAUGUGAGGUGGUCAGUUGUGUGAGGUGUUGAAAUAUGUGUGGUGGUCAGUUGUGUGAGGUGGUGAGAUAUGUGAGGUGGUCAGCAAUGUGAGGUGCAAGUUGUGUGAGGUGUUGAGAUAUGUGAGGUGGUCAGCUAUGUGAGGUGGUCAGCAAUGUGAGGUGCUCAGCUAUGUGAGGUGGUCAGCAAUGUGAGGUGGUCAGUUGCGUGAGGUGGUGAGUUAUUUGUGGUGGUCAGGUAUGUGAGAUGGUCAGCAAAGGAGGUGGUGAGGUAGCAAGGUGGUCAGCUAUGUGAAGUGAUCACUUAUGUGGGGUGGUCAGCUACAUGAGGUGUUGAGGUAGUGAGGUGGUCAGCUACAGGAGGUGGUGAGGUGGUCAGCUAUGUGAAGUGAUCACUUAUGUGGGGUGGUCAGCUACAUGAGGUGGUUAGGUAGCGAGGUGGUCAGCUACAGGAGAUGGUGAGGUAGUGAGGUGGUCAGCUACAGGAGGUGGUGAGGUGUGCCCUGUGGUGAUUGUCAAUGGCAUGACGUUCUCACUCGCUAGUCAGAAAAUAAUCCAAUUAUAAUUUUGAAUGUUAUAAAAUACAUACCAAAGUAUGUAUGACAUAUCCAUUAUGUUAUCAAUGUAUGUAUGACAUUUCCCUUAUGUUAUCAAAGUACGUAUGAAAUAUCCAUUCAAAGCAAACUUUAUCGUUGCCCAACAGACGCAGGAGGUCGCCCUCAAAGUCCUGGCCAUUUUGUCCACGGGGACACCGCAACACAAACACAGGCUUGUACAGGUAGCUCUCUUUACAAACCGUUUCAUUAUAUUUCUGGACGUGUACAGGGAGGAUACACUUGUACAAGUAUGGCGCACUUGUACAUUUACAGUGCACUUGUACAACUAUGGCGCACUUGUACAUUUACAGUGCACUUGUACAACUAUGGUGCACUUGUACAUUUACAGUGCACUUGUACAAGUAUGGCGCACUUGUACAAGUAUGGUGUCCCUGGACACGUGUAAGCACUUGUUCAGACACGAUUCACUUGUACAUGUACAGGAGGUGGUGAGGUAGCGAGGUGGUCAGCUAUGUGAAGUGCUCACUUAUGUGGGGUGUACAUGUAUGAUACCCUUGUACAGGUAUGUACAGUUAUAUGAAUUGUUUUUAAAAGGUAUUUUACAUACAUUAUUUUUUCCGAUUUUGUGAGUAGCGAUUAUUUGUUAAUGUCUCAGAGAAUAUACAAAAAUUCAACUUAAAGAUCACAUGUAUAAGCUACUCUAUGUAUUUGAGUAAUUCCAUCAGAAUGUCUUAAAUAUUUCAAAUGUCUCUUGUCAUUACACACAUUUCUUUGGGAUUGAAAUACUGUUUCAAAAAAGAAUAUCUUCAACAAACAGUUUUUAGUAACGUUCAAAUCUGAAAUUAUUUAUUUGUAUCUUUUCCAGCUUGAUAGAACAGACUUUGUUGUCUUUAAAUAUCAGCUCUUAUCACGUAUGGACGUCUUGGACCUGUAUAUGUAAUAUAUCUAACGUGAGCUGACAUCAAAUAAAUACAGGAAUCUCAUUAAACUGGUACAGGCCUGUCUUAAUGUGCUGAAGCCAAUCUGAAAAAAUACUACCAAUACACUGACAGCAGCCCCUUAGAGAAAGAACUCUUUCAUUUUCUGUUAAGUUCCAAAGCCUUUUUUUUUAAUUUUAAAUUUUAAAACUCUUGUAGGAUGACGUCAACUCAGGACGAUGCUUGCAUAAAGUGUUAGAGAGUAAUCCAACCAACCCGCAGAUACUGUGUAAUGUCGCCUGCUUGGUGGGAAAUCUGGCAACAAACAUGGAAGACCAGGUUCAUAACCUUUGAGUGAUACAUUGACAAAAAGUUUCGCAAACUAUCUUUUUAUUUAAUCAAAUAUAGUAAUUUUAAUUCAUCAAAGUGACCGUAUAUAUUUGUAUGAAAAUGUGUAUUGUAUGUGAACAUUUUGUGAACAGAUUAUAAUAUACCAUUAAACCUCGCCUCAACAUUUACAAAAUAAAAAUAAUAUUUGAUUCAAAUGAAGUUUAAUCGGUACUCCAAUUUUUUAUAUUGUUCCCUGAUUUCAGCUCCGAAUUUAGAUUUCCAUAAAUUUUGUCAAAUAAUUAUUCCAACACCCUGUGGUAAAUGGCGAAAAAAUCGGAAUAUUUCAAAAUGACUGGCUAAGUUGAGCGCUAAAUUCAUUUGUCCUACGAAAUAUUAUCUCAUGUUUAUGUCAAAAUUAAUACAAAAAAAAUAAAAUAAAUAAAUUAGGGUUUAAGCCUUGAGAUAUUUUUGGAUACACAGAAAGAUCUUUUUGAAUAAAAGGACAUUCAGCUAGAUCUCUUUGAAUCAAAGGACAUUCAGCUAGAUCUCUUUGAAUCAAAGGACAUUCAGCUAGAUCUCUUUGAAUCAAAGGACAUUCAGAUAGAUCUCUUUGAAUCAAAGGACAUUCAGAUAGAUCUCUUUGAAUCAAAGGACAUUCAGCUAGAUCUCUUUGAAUCAAAUGACAUUCAGAUAGAUAUCUUUGAAUCAAAGGACAUUCAGCUAGAUCUCUUUGAAUCAAAGGACAUUCAGCUAGAUCUCUUUGAAUCAAAGGACAUUCAGCUUGAUCUCUUUGAAUCAAAGGACAUUCAGAUAGAUCUAUUUGAAUCAAAGGACAUUCAGCUAGAUCUCUUUGAAUCAAAGGACAUUCAGCUUGAUCUCUUUGAAUCAAAGGACAUUCAGAUAGAUCUAUUUGAAUCAAAGGACAUUCAGCUAGAUCUCUUUGAAUCAAAGGACAUUCAGAUAUUAUUGAAUCAAAGGACAUUCAGAUAGAUCUAUUUGAAUAAAAAGGCAUUCAGCUAGAUCUAUUUGAAUCAAAGGACAUUCAGAUAGAUCUCUUUGAAUCAAAGGACAUUCAGAUAGAUCUCUUUGAAUCAAAGGACAUUCAGAUAGAUCUCUUUGAAUCAAAGGACAUUCAGAUAGAUCUCUUUGAAUCAAAGGACAUUCAGAUAGAUCUCUUUGAAUCAAAGGACAUUCAGCUAGAUCUCUUUGAAUCAAAGGACAUUCAGAUAGAUCUCUUUGAAUCAAAGGACAUUCAGAUAGAUCUCUUUGAAUCAAAGGACAUUCAGCUAGAUCUCUUUGAAUCAAAGGACAUUCAGAUAGAUAUCUUUGAAUCAAAGGACAUUCAGCUAGAUCUCUUUGAAUCAAAGGACAUUCAGCUAGAUCUCUUUGAAUCAAAGGACAUUCAGCUAGAUCUCUUUGAAUCAAAGGACAUUCAGAUAGAUCUAUUUGAAUCAAAGGACAUUCAGCUAGAUCUCUUUGAAUCAAAGGACAUUCAGAUAGAUCUAUUUGAAUCAAAGGACAUUCAGCUAGAUCUCUUUGAAUCAAAGGACAUUCAGAUAGAUCUCUUUGAAUCAAAGGACAUUCAGCUAGAUCUAUUUGAAUCAAAGGACAUUCAGAUAGAUCUCUUUAAAUCAAAGGACAUUCAGAUAGAUCUCUUUGAAUAAAAAGGCAUUCAGCUAGAUCUAUUUGAAUCAAAGGACAUUCAGAUAGAUCUCUUUGAAUCAAAGGACAUUCAGAUAGAUCUCUUUGAAUCAAAGGACAUUCAGAUAGAUCUAUUUGAAUCAUAGGACAUUCAGAUAGAUCUCUUUGAAUCAAAGGACAUUCAGAUAGAUCUCUUUGAAUCAAAGGACAUUCAGAUAGAUCUCUUUGAAUAAAAAGGCAUUCAGCUAGAUCUAUUUGAAUCAAAGGACAUUCAGAUAUUAUUGAAUCAAAGGACAUUCAGAUAGAUCUAUUUGAAUAAAAAGGCAUUCAGCUAGAUCUAUUUGAAUCAAAGGACAUUCAGAUAUUAUUGAAUCAAAGGACAUUCAUAUAGAUCUAUUUGAAUAAAAAGGCAUUCAGCUAGAUCUAUUUGAAUCAAAGGACAUUCAGAUAGAUCUCUUUGAAUCAAAGGACAUUCAGAUAGAUCUCUUUGAAUCAAAGGACAUUCAGAUAGAUCUCUUUGAAUAAAAAGGCAUUCAGCUAGAUCUAUUUGAAUCAAAGGACAUUCAGAUAUUAUUGAAUCAAAGGACAUUCAGAUAGAUCUAUUUGAAUAAAAAGGCAUUCAGAUAGAUCUAUUUGAAUCAAAGGACAUUCAGAUAUUAUUGAAUCAAAGGACAUUCAGAAAGAUCUAUUUGAAUCAAAGGACAUUCAGAUAUUAUUGAAUCAAAGGACAUUAAGAUAGAUCUAUUUGAAUCAAAGGACAUUCAGAUAUUAUUGAAUCAAAGGACAUUCAGAUAGAUAUAUUUGAAUCAAAGGACAUUCAGCUAGAUCUCUUUGAAUCAAAGGACAUUCAGAUAGAUCUCUUUGAAUCAAAGGACAUUCAGAUAUUAUUGAAUCAAAGGACAUUCAGAUAGAUCUCUUUGAAUCAAAGGACAUUCAGAUAUUAUUGAAUCAAAGGACAUUCAGAUAGAUCUCUUUGAAUCAAAGGACAUUCAGGUAGAUCUCUUUGGAUCAAAGGACAUCCAACGUUUUUUACAGGAAAUGAUAUAGUUGAUAAACAAUUGAGACUCUAUUGAUGAUAGAUGUAUUGAUCUAUUCUAGAAAGUUAAUACAAAGUUGAAACUGUUUAUGACGUAUUUCAGGGAGCUCUCCAAGACCUGAUGCACGGCUGUUACCGGAAGUUGUCGUCUGCUGAGAGUAAGCUGGAGUUACUGUGUCACUUGACACGGGCGUUGGCCAACUUUGCUGUACACAAACCCAAUGUCAGUCAUUUGGUGAGUCGGUCAGUCAUUUGGUGAGUCUGUCAGUCAUUUGGUGAGCCUGUCAGUCAUUUAGUAAGUCUGUCAGUCAUUUGGUGAGCCUGUCAGUCAUUUGGUGAGCCUGAUAAUCAUUUGGUGAGUCUGUCAGUCAUUUGUUGAGCCUGUCAGUCAUUCAGUGAGUCUGUAAGUCAUUUGGUGAGUUUGUCAGUCAUUUGGUGAGUCUGUCAGUCGUUCGGUGAGUCUGACAGCUAUUUGAUGAGUCUGUCAGUCAUUUUGUGAGACCUUCAGUCAUUUCACAAACACACACACACACACACACGAAUACACACACACGAAUACACACACACAAAUACGCGUGCAUACAUGUAUACAUAAGCACAGGGGCGGAACUAGACAUUAAUCGGCCAGAUCAAUUUUAAAUGAAUCGGGCUCCAGGAACUCGUUGACACAUUUUGGGGAAAGUUUUGAAUAAGCUCGGGGUCCAGGUAUACAUGAUUUCCUAACUUUAUAAAAAUUAUAUUAGCUUUAAAAAAUUUACUGGGGUGGGGUAAUAGUAUUUCAAAAGUUAAAAUAGUCUCUAAAAUAAAAAAAAAAUUGUAAAAAAAAUUGUAAGGAAAAAACCUAAAUAAGUGAUUAGAAAAGUAAUAUUGAAAAAUUAUUUAUGAUAUUUCCUAUCCACAAUUUGUUGCUCAGAUUCACCAGGCCAUCUAUGGUGGAGUCAGUCAAUUUUUAAAUCCAUGUAUGGAAGAGUCAGUCAAUUUUUAUAAUGAGUACAAAGUACUCAAUGUUGAGUCUGUCAAUAUCUAUACCAAGUACAAAGUACUAAUUGUUGCAUACAUUUUAACUUGAAAGUUUGACCACCUUAAUCAUCUGACCAGUGGCUGAUUUGGGGCAAGGGAUCACUUUGCCCCCCAUCACGGCAAUAGUUAUCAGAGGCAAACACGAGCUAUACAAUUUUAGUUUAGAAGAGAAACUUCAACCAUUAUGUGAGAACCACUGUCGUUUUAUCUGAAUGACAAGUAGAUAGAAUGCAGUCUAUGUUUUCCCGUCAGACUUUUGCCGUACCAGACGUUGUCAAGUACUGCUUGAAAUCUUCAGUGGCGCCUGUGCAGGCACAGAGCAUGAGGCUGCUCUUGACGCUCCUCGGACACGCCCCUGCCAGGGUUUCUUCGCUGUUAAUAAGGUAAGAUAGUUACAGACCCGAACAGCAAGGCGACCAUUGUUUGGUUGUUUGAGCGAGUUCAUGUCGGCCUUCCAUAGUUCGCCCAUAUCUGACAGCUUAAGGAUGUUAUUUGUUCACUAUGAUUAGAGUACACAAAUCCCCAUCUCUCGGACUGACAAUCCUAUUAUACACUAUCCAAGUUUAUUUCCUACAUUUUACCCCAUUUGUUAUCCACACAAAGCCAACUGGAUGGUGGAUACUCCGUUAUGAGCCACUUGCUUUAGUUUCCGCGGCCACUGAAAUGACAUUCUGACACAGGUCUUUAUGGCCCACAAGUCAUUGUGGUCCACUUCCCGCUGAGUACAGCUACGAAGCGGCCCGCCUGGUAUCAUUAGACCCUAAAGGUCAGGCGACCCUGUAUAUAGCUUUUGAGGAAGGGAGUUUGUUGGGAAACCUAUACGGGUUCCAGUGGUCUUUACCGACUGCGUACCCUUAGUGUCUCCCGAUUCCCACAUAAUGGGUCUGACUAGAGACCUAACAAUCGGUAUGUGAGACAUUUUAAAAAGUAAUAAUUUAUGUAUAAUAGAUAUUUGUUUACUAUUGAUUUGUCACACUUUUUCUCUCUCUCCAUCUCUAUCUCUGUAGCGAGGGGACACUGGCUUUUCUCACCAACCUCGGCGGACUUCCUGGUUUCAUUGAUGCUGUGCACACAUCUCUGGCUAAUGAUGCACCUUCCAUCGCUAAGCCACUUUAACCACUUCCGGUUUCAUACCACUGGACACAACCAUCCGACUUAUCUCCCCUGGCGUUUUGCUGAAACAUUUUGCAACUGCCUCCUAGCGUAGGCGGCUCCACAAUGUUGGGACAAAUGGGCACUUUAUUUUGAAGGGCGCAAUUGAUUACGAAGGGCGUGACUGUUAGAGAAAUACGGACAUGUUUCAUCAAAAUGAAAAUUAUUUGAUUAUAUUGUCCAAAAUAUGUUUAAAAAAAGCAAAGAUUAAAAAGAUGGUUUUCGAUAUAUAGUUUUAUAUAUUUUACGGAGAAACAAAUUGUUUAUAAUAUAUUUUUGUGUCCAAAUUCUUGUAAUUUUCGUUAUUAUUCGCCCUCACUUGGAGAUAAAUCCAAUUCAAAGGGUAAAAGCUGUAAAAAAUAAUAUACUGCUAAAGCACUGUGAUUUGGUGUGCAGCAAUAUACUACUAAAGUUCUGUGAUUUGGUGUGCAACAAUUCGUAAGUCAAAUAUAUACGUUGCUGUAAAUAAAAUAUAUCUAUCAAGGUCGUGUUUAUGUAGGAAACUUUAAGAAGAAAAAAAGGG